Prinia subflava (tawny-flanked prinia) is the source of this 5853-nucleotide messenger RNA. RefSeq names its product ankyrin repeat and LEM domain containing 2 (gene ANKLE2). The transcript is spliced from 13 exons. Gene Ontology annotation, molecular function: protein phosphatase 2A binding. Gene Ontology annotation, cellular component: endoplasmic reticulum. The record is from RefSeq and is a predicted model, not a curated record. NCBI's taxonomy places the organism in Eukaryota, Metazoa, Chordata, Aves, Passeriformes, Cisticolidae. Gene Ontology annotation, biological process: negative regulation of phosphorylation. The coding region runs from base 120 to 3092 and encodes 990 amino acids.
CGGGGGCGGGCGCGGGGCGGGCGCGGGGCGGAGGAGGCGGCAGCGCGAGGCCGCGGAGGUACCGUCCCUGAGGGCGAGCGGGCGCAGCCGGCGUGCGGCGGGCGGGCCGCGGGCCGGGCAUGGAGCGGUGGGUCGGGGCCGCCGGGGGCUGGGAUGCGCUGUGGGGAGCCGGCUGGGGCCGAUGGCCGUGCUGGGAGCUCCUGGCCGCCUGCGCCGUCAUCGGCGCCGUGGGCUGGCUGCUGCGGCUGCGGGACAGGAGGCCGGGCGGCCGGCGGGCCGCGGCGGCCGCCGCCAUCUCCUCCCCGAUCCCCACGGCGUCCCCGGCUCCCCAGUCCGGCCCGGCGCCGCUCGCCGCGGGGAGCCAGCGCUGCGGCGGGAGCCGCCCAGGUGAAAUAACAAUGGAUACAAUAUUAUCCCGAUUAAAGAAGCUCAGCCACGAUGAGCUUAGAGAAGAGAUUGUGAGAGCAGGACUGAAAUGUGGGCCUAUUACUGCAACCACGAGAUUUAUUUUUGAAAAAAAACUGGCUCAGGCACUGUUGGAGCAGCAAGGAGUGCUGGAGGAGGAAGGGUCUGCUGUGUCAGAGGAGGCUGCUGGAAACGUCCCAGUGAAUCACAGCGGCGCUUCUGAGGAGGCAGACUUUGGGUACUGUGUGGGUCUGAACCCUCCAGAAGAGGAUGCUGUGACACACACGAACUGUUCAGCUCCAGCCUGUGGGGCUGAGUCACAAAUCCCUGCUCAGACACCCUCCAGAGACCCUCCACUGUUCUACGGUGUUUGCCCAGUUUAUGACGACAUACUGGCAAGGAAUGAGAGAAUACAUGUUUAUGAAGACAGGAAGGAAGCUCUCCAGGCUGUUAAGAUGAUUAAGGGUUCCCGUUUUAAAGCUUUUACAAACAGAGAGGAUGCUGAGAAAUUUGCUAAAGGGAUCUGUGAUUAUUUCCCAUCUCCAGGCAAGUCCUCUUUAUGUUUGUCUCCAGUGAAAAUGGGAUCAUUUAACAGAGAUGGCCUGUGCUCCCCUGAGAGCGACACUGCCAAUAAGGAGAGAGCCAACAGCUACAAAAGCCCACGGACCCAAGAUCUCACAGCUAAGCUGCGCAAGGCUGUCGAGAAAGGAGACACAGCAACCUUUUCAGACCUCAUCUGGAGCAACCCUCGCUACCUGAUCGGGUCAGGAGACAACCCAACGAUCGUACAGGAAGGGUGUAGGUACAAUGUCAUGCACGUUGCUGCCAAGGAGAACCAGGCUGCUAUCUGCCAGUUACUGCUGGACACUCUGGAGAAUCCGGAGUUCAUGCGGCUGAUGUACCCCGACGAUAACGAUGCCAUGCUCAAGAAACGCAUCCAGUACAUUGUGGACCUUUACCUGAACACUCCAGAUAAAAUGUGGUUUGAUACUCCGUUGCAUUUUGCCUGCAAGUUUGGGAAUUUGGAUGUGGUUAACGUGCUUACCUCACACCCAGCCAUUGUAAAAAAUCCAAAAAACAAAUAUGAUCAAACUCCAGCAGAAGUAGUUUGUGAAAGAAGCAAGAAUAAAUCUGCAGAAUUGAAAGAAAAGAUAAGAGAAUACUUGAAAGGUCGCUAUUACGUCCCACUCCUGAGGGCAGAAGACAAUUCCUCAGCUCCGGUCAUUGGGGCGCCCUGGUCGCCCGACCAGACGGACGACGGUCCCCAGAGAGCUUGGCCUAAAUUCCCCGGCAGCCCCAAAGACCCAGUGCUGUCCAUCAGAGCCUUUGCAGGCCCCAUGAGCCCCUCAAAGGCUGAAGAAUUUCGCAGGCUGUGGAAGACUCCACCUCGAGAGAGAGCUGGCUUCUUUCACAAUGUCAGGAAAUCUGAUCUGGAGAGAGGUGUUGAAAGAGUUGGAAGGGAGUUAGCUCAUGAGCUGGGGUUCCCGUGGGUUGAAUACUGGGAAUUUCUGGGCUGUUUUGUUGAUCUGUCUUCCCAGGAAGGGCUGAGAAAAUUAGAAGAGUACCUGAGUCAUCGUGCAAUGAGCGAAAAGGCUCAGCCAGAAACAGGGGAAAAUGAAACCUGCAAUAGAUACAAAACUGCACAUCCCUCUGGGAAAAGUAAAAAGUCCUGCAAUUCCAUUUCUGUGGGAGCAUUUUUGGAUGAGGAUGAUGAUGACAUGAGCUUGGAAGAAAUUAAAAACAGACAAAACGCAGCACGAAAUAUCAGCCCCUCCCUGGUGUCCAAGGAGCCCAGCAUAGCUGCCAUUGGAGAUGCUGAGUGUGACAUCCUGUCCAUGGAGUGUGCAGGAAGCAUCAUCGAGACCUCAGCUCACCCUCGGCACUACGAGAAGGGAGCUGCUGCCAGCAGAAAUGGGUUUUGCAGCCCCGUGUCCACUGAAAGGAUCCUCAGUGACAGAAAGCAGCUGCACGAUGGGUCAGAGUGCCUCAUGUCACCCGUGUCCAACUUGAUGUCAGAAUUUGAAAGCCUGUCAUUCCACGAGCAGGAGGUUGCAGGAGUAUCUCAUCAAAUCACUGAAAAAACUGAGAAUGUGGGAAUUCUGAACAAGACCUGCUCUGCAGUGUCAUUGGCAGGUUCUUCUGAGCCAAGUGUUACAGGAAAACAUGGAGAGACCAAGUUAAGGACAGACCACAAAAUAUCAUUAGAAAAGGAGAGAGUGUCCAGAGAAUCUGGAGUUCAGACUAAGGAGACACAACAACGUCAAGAACUUUCUUCCCAGAAGUUUGUUUUGAAGACUUCACCCACAAAUGACAAUUUAAAGUUAUUCCUUCUUGGGGAGCAGCCCUCGAAGCUGGAUGGUGAUGUCUUAGCAGCUAUAGAAGGAGCAGAGAUUGAUCCCCAGAAGUUCCCAAUGAUUAACAAAUGGAAACACGCGGUGCAGUCCUACUCCUCAUCUGACAGGCAAAGUUGGCCGAGUCCAGCACUGAAGACAAGAUUCCGGUCCCACUCCAUCACUGCUGGCCUUCCAAAUGCUCCAGGGUAUCCCAGUUCAGGAAGAAACAGCCCCAUCCCAGGCAGCCCAGGCAAGCACGGCAGCCCUGCCCCAUUCCCACCGGAGCCUGGGAGCCCUGGGCGCUACAGCCCCGCCUGCGUCCUGCGCUAUUUCGCAGAGCCCCCUGCCCACUAAAACACAGCUCAUCAGCCCGGACUCCCGUUCUGAUUUCAUUGUUAGAGUGCAGGAAAAACACCAGUGUUACUGAGGUGACAUGAGGUUUGUACUUGGCUAUUUAUUUCUCCUCAGUUGAGGACAACUGUAUGUUGAAAAAAUGGAAUAUAUGUCUCAAUGCCAUACACGAGGUAGGUUGUUACUGGUGAUAAGCAAGCAGUUUGUGACAGUGCAGUUGUCCAGUAGCUGAAUUAACCCUUGUUGCCAGUACCACAGUGAGCUGAACUGUCCCUUAGCAAUGGUGGUUUUGCCAUCACUGCUUAUCCUCACUGUAAUGAGAACACAGCCCUCAACUGCCUUUCUUGACCUUGGGUAGACAGGAAAUGCAUCAUCAGCAAAUAGAAGGAGAUUGAUGGCAGGCAGUGAAACAUUCCCCCAUUGCAGGGGGUAAAGCCCAAGGCCUGCCUGGGAGUGCAAGGCCAGCGUUGCAGUGUGGAGAAGGGAUGUGGAACUGUGUGUAAGCACAGAGUGUUCCCAGCCAGCCGGGCAGGGCAGUUCACACCCACACCCACCCUCACCUGUGUCCGUGUGUGUGCACAGCCCUGCACAGACACCCUCGAGUCUCUGCCUGUUCUGCGGCUCUGACAGACACUCACAUCUACAGAGUUCAGAAACAGGGCACUGUGGAAACUUGGGAUUCCUGUAAGCGGUAGUGGAAAGAUAUAAGGAAAAGAAAAACUUAAAGAUUAGCUGGUUGUUUUUUCCCCAGAGAAGCUGUUAACACUAGCAGAUUUGAAUAGCUAUUACACAAAAGCACAUCAGCAAUAAUCUCAGCAGAUUUACCAGCAAGAUACCUUACCUUAAUGGUCUAGUGUGUAAUAUAUUAGCAUGGUAGCCAGUGGCCCAGGAGGUGGCUAUUUCCCAGCAGUAAAGAGGGAGAACUAAGGACAAAAUAUGAAAUCUGAGCUUUUACUGUGUCUCUAGUGUUGAUGUGGUAAUGAGUUUUUGUUACGGCAGUCAAUAAUUUUAUUCUGCAGCCUUCUGUAAGAAUGACUUGUUUUGACAGCGUGAUGCUGAGAAUAAGAAAGCUUUCCAAAACUCCAGAGAGUUUUCCAUAUCAAGCCUAGUGCUGAUAAUGUAUGAAAGGCUUCCAGAAACAGCUCUCUAGGCUAAAAAAAAAAAGACCUAUCUACUGUAUAACUGAUCAGAAAAUGAAGCUCUGCAGGGCUGUGCUGGUGGGAAGGGCUGGGUUAGGAGGGCUGGUGCUGCAAGGGAAGGGCACCGCUUUAGCAAACACGGGUGGGGCAGGAGGAGCCGGCCCGGCCCGCCCUGGUCCCUCCCCGCCCCUCCGGGGCCACUCCCGGGCUGCUCACAGGCAGUGACUGUUCUACACAAGCUGCACCCUCACAGGUUCGUGACUGGUACUAACCUAAACACUGCACUUAAUGCUUUGGCAAGCUCAGUAGUGCCUUUUGUAAUAUAUUUUUUUAAUUAAAUUUUUUGUUCUUUUAGAAGUUUUUUAAAAAGAAGUGGCAUCCACUUAGUAUGGGCAGAUAAAAUACAGUUUUUCUCUGGGCUUUCUGAACAGGAUGUCUUUUAAUGUCUCUAAGUUGGAUUAUUUGGUGCGAUAGCUCUCCAUGGGGGGAGAGACUCCUCUUCUAGAAAUUACUCUUUAAAAAAAAAAAAAAAAAAAAAAAAAAAAAGCUUAUUUUGUUCUUUUGUUAAAAUUGAGCCUAGUUCCAUGGAGCUGGACAUUAAGAAGAGUUACUUGACAUAAAUGCCUCUCAUUCAGUCAUAUUCCAGACAAGCACCAGGGGCCUGGGGUUGUCAUACUUUAGGAACCAUGUUGGAAAAAAAAAACCCCAGAACCAAAAACACAACCUUCUGUUACCAAGUAUAUUAACUGACCUUUUUCGUAAGGGUUUCUUCUUGUUUUUAAUUUUUAUGUAGCAGGCUCCAUGGUCUCAAAUAUUUUAAGGUCCCACAUACCCCCAGUUUUACUCCAAAAGGUUUGAGAUCGGCUUUUUUCUUUUUGCUGGUUGGUUGCGUUUUUAAAAUAAUUUAAUAUAAAUUACAUUUUUAUCAUUCUGGAGAAAUUGAUCAGCUGCUGUAAUUGCCUAACACCAUGUUAAAGCCAAACUGUUGGGGUAAGUGCUGUGGGUGCAGCUGCUGUUCUCCACCCUGCUCCUUCAGAGCUGUGGCAGAGCAGCGUUGCCCUUUUGCUAAGAGUUUGUUACUGAGCCAGGAGACUGACACUAACACUCUAGUUCUUUGUCCUUUUUACCUUUAUUAUGCUUUGCUUUAUUUUUUUUAAUAUUUAAUUGUAUGUUACUGAUAUGUACAUGUAGCCAGACACCCCCCACAUGCACCCCUCCACCCACACACCUUUUCCUUUCACUUUGUAAUGUUGUUUUGGUUCAGUCAGGAGAGUAUGUUUUUUAACUGUGUUAUAUAUAAUGUGCAUUAGUCCAGUUGUACUGCACUUAAGAGGUCAUUUUUCUAACAAUGUGUUACUUCAGCUAUGACAGAAAUAGCAAUUUAUGUAGGGAUUUGGUCAUUUGUGAUUUUGUGAAGAAAGCCCUUUAACACUGAGCCUGUGGAGACACUUUAAAUCAGACUGAUAGUGCUUGAAUUGUGUUUUCUUGGCCAAAAGUUCACUUUUAAAGGUGCAAAAAAUUAGUUGUGUUUUUUUGUUGGUUGUUUUUUAAUUAGCAAAGUGUCAUGUUAAAAAUACAAAAGUAUCCCACUUUCUAUUAAAAUCAAAUGAAUAGUUGAAAUGUCA